Molecule: messenger RNA, 3926 nt
Organism: Selaginella moellendorffii
Lineage: Eukaryota; Viridiplantae; Streptophyta; Lycopodiopsida; Selaginellales; Selaginellaceae
Product: RRP12-like protein
Exons: 19
Coding region: 39-3758 (1239 amino acids)
Source: RefSeq, a predicted model, not a curated record
CAAAACCCUAAAUUUCUCGCUUCUGAGGAGCCCUAGCGAUGGCGAUGCAUGAGGAGGAGGAGGAUGUGGGGCGCGCGCUGCUCAAUCGCUUCCACAAUUCUCCGGCGCCCGAGCACAAGCAGCUACUGGCGGUGGUAAGCGCGGUGAUGGAGGUGCUGAAAGAGCAGGGCCUGCCGCUGAUUCCCACGGCGUAUUUCGCCGCGACCAUGGCGCCGCUGGAGCAGCAAUGCAAUGCAGGCGCCGUGGAUGGAGCCGAUACCACGGCUUUCCUCACAUUCCUGGCCACGCUCCUUCCCAAGCUUCCCGCCUCCGUGCUGCGAUCGACGAGUGGAAAGGCUCUGGUUGUUUUGGACAAGGUGCUGGGCGACGCAAAACUUCCGGCUGCCACUGCCAAGCCCGCGCUGUCGUGCAUCGAGUGCAUCCUUUGCGCCGCCGAUCGAUCGAGCUGGCCGGCUCUGGCCGGAUCGUUCCAGUUGCUUCUCAAGUUUUGCGUGGAUAUGAGACCAAAGGUGCGAAGGCGCGCGCACUUGUGCGCUGCGCAAGUCUUGUCUAGCUUCCAUGGCUCGGCGGCUCUCGACAAAGCUAGCGACUUAGUUGCCUCGUCGUUCGAAGAAUGCGCGUCACCUUUCCUGGCCAAAGGCAAGAGCAACGAGGACGCUGCCGCUGGCGCUCUGAAGCUCUUACACAUGAUCGGGGCCAUGCGGCUUCUUCUGCCAGCCAUGUCUCCCAAGACCAUUGCGAGAGUGCUUCCCAGCAUCACACUUCUCAUCACUUUGAAGCAGUCACUCGUCACCAGGAGCGUGCUCAAUGUUCUUCUUUCUCUGGGAAGAAGAUCCAGGACGGGCGUUUCAUCGGCGGCAUUGGUGGGCGUUAUUCGUGCUGUUCUCUCCCUCGUCGCGGCUGAUAACAGGGAUGUGGACGAGGUCAUGACGGCAGUUCAUGUGAUAGAGCAGGGGCUGUCUAACUUGUACGCCAUCGAUCCUAAGCUCUGCGCCGGCCAGCUUCCGGCGCCAUUCGAUGCCAUCACAGAUCUCUUUGCUUCGGAACAGGAAGAGGUUGUGUUUGGUGCAGCGGAGUGUCUCCGAGGCUUAGCAGAUCGCUUCAUAGAUGGCGCAAUGCUGAGACAGCUAGAAACCGAUCCAGUUGCUAUUGAAAGUAUCUGUUCGUCCGUUGAAAGGUCCUUGAGCUAUGAAUAUUCCGGCGCCUGGGAUAAAGCUUUGCUCGUAGUCUCGGCACUUUUCCAGAAAAUGGGUGAGGCCUCCUUUCGAUUCAUGAAAGGAAUUGUUAAAGUUCUCGCCGAACUACAAAAACUUAGAGACGAGGACUUGCCUUGUCGAAAGCAGCUACACAAUAGUUUUGGAGCAGCCGUUGUGGCUAUGGGACCAGAACGUUUUUUGGAGCUCUUGCCAUUGGACAUGGAUGCCACGCAGCUAGACAAAGCCCGCAUCUGGUUGAUACCUAUCUUGAAGCAACAUCUUGUUGGAGCAAGGCUCAAAUACUUCGCGACUACCAUCGGUCCUUUGGCAGAAAGUCUUGCAGUCAAAGCACAUGAGCUUGCUGGGGCGCCUGCAAAAAAUGCAGAAGCAUGCGCACAAGCUCUUUGGGCUCUUCUUCCAUCCUUUUGCAAUUAUCCUGUGGACACCAAAGACAGCUUCCAGGUGAUUGCAAAGCUUCUUGGGGAGUCAAUGAGAAAGUAUCCGGACCUUAGAGGAGUAAUCUCUUCCAGCAUCCAGACAUUGAUAAAGCAAAACAAAUCUAUCUGCGACGCUAAUGACGGCAUGGACGUGGAUUUGGAUGCAAAGGAAAAAGCAUGUUAUUCCAAGGACAUUGCCUCGGCAAACUUGUCAGCCAUUUCUGCGUUUUCGGAUAAGUUUCUUCCACUUCUUUUCAAUAUAUUUUGCGAGUCACCACCAGAAAAACGGGGAGAGUUACAGGCUGCAAUUGGUGCUUUUGCGUCUAUAUCAAGCAAAGCUACUGUUCAGAAGUUUUUCCGAACGGUCAUGGAGAAGCUUUUGGAAGCCACCAAAGAUACAAAUGCGAAAGAGAGAAGGUGCAUGUUUAUGGAUCUUGCUUUGUCACUAGUUGGUGGUUUGGAUCAUAAAGGCUUGAGCGCGCUUUUCGCAGUUGCAAAGCCUGCAUUGCAGGAUCCAGACUCUGGUGUUCAGAAAAAAGGAUACAAAGUUCUUGCUGGUAUUUUGAAGGAACAUACUGAUUUUCUCUCUUCAAAAGAGCAAGAAAUAUUUGAAGCUAUUGUGGAAGCUACAUCUGCAUGCCAGUCCUCUGCAAAACAAUACAGGGUUGCUUGCUUGCAGUUGUUGAUUCUACAUCUCGUGCAGCAGGGGGACGAGAAUACGAACGACUACAUAGCAUUCCUUCUCAAAGAGUCUGUUCUUGCGUUGAAGGAGAAUAACAAGAAAACAAGAGACAGAGCUUAUGAGCUUUUAAUUGGAAUUGGGAAUGGCCUGUUGCAAGUUUCUGACGAGAAACUUGUCCAAUUUUUUAGAAAGUUGGUGGGAUGUUCCGCAGUAACAGGCUCAGCUGGAGAGCCGCAUGUAAUAAGUGCGGCUCUCAGUGCAAUUUCAAGGAUGGUGUACGAGUUCCCAUCGGAGCUGAAAGGCGAGAUACACCGAUAUCUUCCGAGUGCAUUUUAUUUACUUCGCAACUACAAGAGUCGAGAAGUAAUCAAGUCAGUUCUUGGCCUUUUAAAAGUAAUCGUUGCUAUGAUGUCUAAAGAGGAGCUUAUGCCCCGUUUGAGUGAAAUGGUGGAGGCUAUGAUGGUUUGGUCUGAUGAUCCGAAGAACAGAUUUAAAGCAAAGGUCCGCGGGAUACUGGAGAAGUUGUUAAAAAAAUGUGGAUUUGAGGCCGUUUCUGCUGUUAUGCCCAAAGAGCAUGCCAAGCACCUCGUCAACAUUCGAAAGAGGAAGGACCACGAAGAGAAGAAAAAGAGAUCAAUUAUUGAUGGCGAGGAUGACAAGAGAUCGCACUUCACUCGUGCACCCACAACGCGCAGUAAGUGGAAGCACACGGACAUCUUCUCUGACUCGGACGAGGACAACGAUGGCGACGACGAGAGCGAAGGUGCGACGGCUUUCACAAGGUCCAAGGCUACUACUGCCAGGUCAAAGAAGCUGCCAAAGCAAAAGAGGAGGCUCCCGGAAGACGAGCGAGGAAGGGACGAGCCUCUGGAUCUUCUUGACGUUUCAAAGACGAGGGCGGCACUGUCAACUCUAGGAAAGCCAAAGAAGAGCCAGGCAGAGAGCGACGAAGACAUGGAUUUUGAUCCAGAUGGCCGUUUGAUAGUGGAAGAAAGGCAGCCGCAGCAGCAACAGCAAGGACGCGCCUCCAAGCGGCUGAGAGACGAGGAAGAGGAAGGAGAAGAAGAAGAGUUUGGCAGGAGCCAAAAAGGUGCUAAGAAACGGGGCAAAGUGGCCGCCGAGAACCAAAAGAAGAGGAGCACUGGCUGGUCGUACAAGGGCGACGAGUACGUGAACAAGAAAGGCGCUGGAGGGGACGUCAAGAGGGACGGGAAGCUAGAGCCGUACGCGUACUGGCCCUUGGACGCUAAAUUGCUUAACCGGCGCGGGGAGAAGAAGGCCGCGGCCCGCAAGGGAAUGGAGAGCGUUUUCAAGGUGACCAAGAAGCUCGAGGGCCUGAGCGUGAACAAGGCACUGGGGGGGAUCCAGAAGAAGCGGAAGAAGCAGCACAACAAAGCUCACAAGAGUGGAGCUAACAGCAAGUCCGCAAGGAGCAAACGAUGAAAAGGAUAUGCCGAGAGUCUCCCUGUACAGCUCAGUAAUUUUGCUAGUAAUUUGUUAUUUUUACUACUAAGCUUUGAUGACAGGACAAGUAGAGGAAUGAAGAAAGCUAAAGCUCUUCAAUGUUGGUUUGCUGGAAAGAUAAAUGUCAUAACCAUGUCCUGUUAUGUC